Messenger RNA from Cladocopium goreaui, 16989 nucleotides. The record is from the annotation of a GenBank genome assembly. Lineage: Eukaryota; Dinophyceae; Suessiales; Symbiodiniaceae.
AUGGAUGACAGAACUGUUGUAACUGAAUGCACUGCUGAUUUGGAGAUCGCAGUCAAUGCUUGGAACCAAUUUUCGCUUGAUUUCCACCUUCUUGAGAAUAUGAACAAACUACAGCAAGCUGAUUUGGAUAAGGAGUGCAAAACACUGGAGGUCCUUGGGGCUAUCAUUGGAAAGCCUGCGAAAUGGGGCUUUGGCACCUACCCCAAACACCAACAACAAAUUGAAAAAGCCAAGAAAUGGAUGAGAAGAGUUGCUCUACUGCCCUUCGGUUGGAAAGGUCGCCUGAGGGACAUCGCUGUCUUUUGUAAGUCUGCUAUGGUUUAUGGAUGGAUCUCUGGAUUGCCUACGAAAGAGAGGAGAUCGGCGUACAACAUUCUCAUAUGGAAAGUUUUGGGGCACUUCAGAUUUGCCCCUGUUCCCUUGCGCUCUCUUGUGGGAAGCUGCCACAUUGACUUUGAGAAAGCCAACCUGCUACGACAAUUGCAUGUGCUUGCGCAUAGAAACAAAGAGCUGCUGAAGUACAAUCUGGGAUGUCGCACUAACUUGGACCAGAUGGUGCAUGAUGGCCUGGAGGAGUUUGGUUGGUUUUUGGAUCAGGAUAACGCUUGGCAGCAUCAAUACUUUGACUUCAAAUUCAACGAGCACGAGGUGACAAACAAACAAAAAUGGAAGAAAAUCUCCCAUGAGAUCAGAAUGAGUAUGAGAUAUAAAGAAUAUCAAGCCUUAGCUGCGUCUGAGAGGCAUGAAAUUGCUGGAUGCGAACUUCCUGAAUUUUGCUCUUCUAGAUUCCAAUUGAUGCGAAAGUGGAUCAAAGGGGACAAGCAUAUCGAUGGUCGCAGAAUUGCCUUUGCGAUUGGGUCGGUUCAGUCCCCUUACAAUGCUGCUGAGAAUCACUACAAACCGGGCACGGAGUGCCAUGUGUGCGGGACCAAGCAUGCACUGGGAUCAUAUCUGGACUUGCUGCUUGAAUAUGCAGAUCCCGUCGGAUCAGCUUUUCAGAAGAUUUCUUUGGCCACGUGGACAUUUUCACUUCCGCCACUGGCAACCGGUUCAGAUGGCACUGACGAGUUUCAUGACACUGAGGAUGAGGGAGCUGAAGUGGUCAGCGUCGUGCACUCUGAAACCAACUCCUUUUUUAGCAUGCCAAAUUUCAUCAAAGGUUGGGUCCUUGAAGCUGAACAAGCAGAAUGGGAUCGUGAAGACUUUGUACAGUGGCUUCACACCUUUGAGAAUGACGAGAACAAUUUUUUGCCGCCCAUUGAUGCCACCUGGGUAUCAACGUCUGACAUCAACGCAGAGAUCUCAGACCUGGGCCUGCUACAAGAGGAAACCGAGAAAAGAAGGGAACCAGGAGAUCAAAAGGAUCAUGAAGUUGUGAAUGCAGCUGACGAUCCAUCAACCUCUCUUGAAGCUUCCCAAGAAGAUAUUGCACACUUUUUGAAACCCGCAGAGGAAGACGAUGAAUCAGAGAUUGCGAAGGAGGAUGAAGAUGAGGACACAAAAGACAGCGAUAUCACUGGCAUUGAGAAUACCAUCAGCCGCAUUGAUCUGGAUGACGAGCCAAAGAUCGAUGACAAAGACCAGGGAUCCAUCAUCAACACCUUUUGCUUGCUUUUUGAGAAAGAUGACAUAUCAUGGGCUGACAUCAGUGAGGUGGUGCCGGAGCUUCAAACGCCACCAAAAAAGAAAAGAGAUCUCAAUGAAUGUUUGGAGAGACUUGCAGAUUUGAUCAAAGCCAAUGUGAAGGACGAGGACUAUCCACAGGUCGAAGAGCUGAUCAACGAAGCGAAGAGCCAUAUUGGAAAAAGCGAGGAACAGAAAGCUGGUGGACAUGGCACUCCAGCCAAAGUUGAUGCGAAAGCUGACUUGGAGAUCAACAAGAACAUGCUCUUGGUUGCCAAGAAAACUAUGAUGGAUGAGGUACCAGAUACCUGUCAGAUUUUGCUCCUUCCUUGGAUUGGCAACCUUGCCAUGAUCGAAGCCGUUGUUGGGAACCUCAACAAAGAGACUCCAAAGCUCGAAGGAGAGAAGAUCACUGAAUGCAAAAUGCAGUUCACAAAAAGGGAGGACCUUGUCACUUUGCGACUCACUGCGCCUUGGAGCUGCAUCCCGGAGAAAGACAAGCAAAUCCUCAAAAAGAAGCCUGAAUAUGCUGCCCAUUUGCUCAACCCUGAAUUGAAGGAAGUCAAGACCAACAAAUGGGAAACCACUGACACUUUGCUCACUGGUUAUGUGCUUGUCGACAAAGCUGUACUACAGAGGACCUUGGGAUGUUCAGGCAACAAUGGAAUCUUUGUGACGCGUUUGGCACAGGAUAUCAUCACCAAACCAAAUGCCCUUUGGAUCAGCCGCAGUGAAAACGAGACUGAUGAAAGCUACUUUGCAAGAGCACGCAAAGAGGCCAAUGGGGCACCAAUGACAUGGAGAAGAGGUGGAGGUAAUGACCUUGGAUAUCAAUGCAGUGACGAUGAAAUUCAGGAGAAGAGUUGGGCACUUUGGGGAGUUCCAGCAUUCAAUGGACCAGGCCUUGUUGAAGAAUGGCUUGAACAGAAAGAUGGUUCUGUGAGCAUUUUGCGUAUGAUUCUGUUGGACCAACACAAGUCAUUGAUGCCACGAUGCCUGACAGUCCAACAUGAAGCCAACAAAUCAAUUGAAGUCAAAUCGCCUCCCAAAAAGAAGGCGAAAGCAGCAGGACUCCGAGGAGGACAAACUGGACCUGAAGGGACCAACCUUCGAACCAUUGAACUGGGAGGAACAGGAGAUCGCGGAUGGCGAAGUCUUGCAUUUCAGCUUGCUGCACUCAAUUCAGGUGGCGGCAACCUUGCUGACAGUGUUAUGACGAAGCUUCCUACGCUUGGCAAGGCCUUGAGGAGUCAAGCCCUUUAUCAUUUAUGUGAAACAGACAAAGAAUGGCAAGCUUCAUGGGCGCCUGACAAUGCUUGGGACAACAUCACUGAAGGCGGCCCACCUGCAAAGGACCUCAAAACCUUUGUCAGCGAAGUCCUACAUCGUGAACAUCGUUGGAUUUUCCACUACGGGCUCAUGGCAGUUGCUGUAAUCAAGAAGAUCCACCUGGUCAUUUGGCAAUAUCGUGGAGAAGACGAAGAUCCUUGGACCAAGAUUGCAGUCAUUUCCCCUGAUGACACCGACAAGGGCAAGAAGAAAUUCCAAUUGUCCACUUGGCAAAGGACUGACAUCAUGAAAAAAGACAAGAAAGUCUCUCUGGUUGCAGAUGACCAGAAACAAAAACAAAAGAUGAAGGAAGGCAUCCAAAGAAAAGCGCAUGCACGAGCUUGCAAAUUGGGGCAUACGCCUAUCCAUAUUUCUUUCUUGAAGCAGAAGAAGUGCCAGACGAUUCAGUUUUGCACUACCUGCCUUCAAGCUGCGUCUCAUUCCAGAAAGUGGGGAACUCCUUGCAAAGGGCAUGCCGAUCUCCAACUUCGAAUUCCCCCAUCUCUGCAAUGGUGGAAGCACCACUUCAAGUUGAUCGGCAAGGACAAGCUGCGCAAUGAGAUUGGACUCUCUUUCUCACAGCUGAAAAUGAUUGAGGCAAGUUUGGAAAAGUUUGAGAUUGACAGAAAGAAGAGGAUCACCGACAAGAAGCGAAGACUCAUCAAAGGCAUCUUCACGAAGAAAGAAUGCAAAGCCAGAAGACUUGCUGGACUCCGAAAAAGAUCCGUUGACAUUGCGAUCAACUACGGCCAUUCUCCCUUGAAGCUUCGAACAUUGAACAGCGAUCUGGAUGGCAACAUGCGUGCUCACUUGUCCUUCAACCUGACAUUAGUCGACCUUGGCCACAGCAAGUGCAAUAUCCCUAUGGCCAGAAGGAAGCUCAGGAACAAGAUUAGCCGCGCUGAUGAACUACUUCGACAACUACGCAAGGAAAACCCUCUUCCACAAACUCGUUUCAAGAUCCAGCGAAUGAAGGAGAAGCUUUUCAGAAAAUCGGAUGACAUCGAUGAGGAAGAUAUCCUGAACUCUAUCCAUAUUUGGGAAGAUGAACUCCUGAAACUUGAAGACCAGGAUAAAGAUGCUGCCAUCACUUUGUGGAAACAACGUAUCAGCAAAGACCGUGGAUAUAGAUGCAACUGGGUCACCAAGAAGAAGAUUAGCUAUUAUCCUCAAGUCCUUCACAAUGAUCAAAUUUCCAGCACCAAAGCCAUGGCUGUCAGGUUUAUCAAAGAGUUUGACGACGAGAUGAAACAGCAGAUUGCAAUGUCAGAUGCGGAGCGUGCCAAAAGAAUCCAGGAGAUCACAGAGCACUAUGCCCCAUACAAACCUCAGCGCAAAGGUCGACACGAGAUCCAACAUCUGCAUCUUCCUGAGAUGACCAUUGAGCGCAUUGAACAGGCGAUUGACAUUGGACAGAAUGACAUCCUUAUUGAGGACAAGCGCGAUGAGAACUUGAUGUGGGCCACAAGCGGCGUUGCUUUGACCCUGGAGGACGACAACAACUUUGCGACUGAGGGGGUCAGCAAAGACUUUCAGCAAUUUAUCCCAAAAUACAUCAAAACUUGGAUCCAGGAAGCCAAAGAGUGCGACUGGGAUGAGUCUAUUUUUGUACAGUGGCUCAGAGAUUUUGAUGAGACAGAAGACAAUUUGCACAUAAAUAUGCGCAUCACAGAAGAUUCAUGGCUGACAACUUCUGUGAUUGACAAAACCGCUGAGUAUAUUGAAGCCGAGGAAAGCAUCAGCAUAGAGGACCUACUGAAACCUUGCGAGGGAGAUGAGGAAGAUGACAAUUUCAAUGAGGAGAAUGCCAAGUUCUCAGAAAGUGAGGAGGUUGCAGGAAAAGAGGUUUUAGAGAAGAAGGACGAGGGGCAAGGUGCUCCUGACAAAAACAUUGGAAGUGAGGAGAUUGCGGCAGAGAAAGAGGAGAUUGCAGAGAAGAAGGACGAGGGACAUUGCGUCCCUAACAAGACUGAGGAAAGAAUUGAAGCGGCCCUUUUUGGUGAGGCUGCCAAAGCAUUUGAGGAGGUUGCAGAGAAGAAGGACGAGGGGCACCGUGUCCCUAACAAGAUUGAGCAAAGAAUCGAGGCGCCUGACAGCGAGGAUAAUGCCAAAUCAUUUGAGGAGGAUGCAGAGAAGAAGGACGAGGGGCAGUGUGCUCCUGACAAAAACAUUGGAAGUGAGGAGAUUGCGGCAGAGAAAGAGGAGAUUGCAGAGAAGAAGGACGAGGGACAUUGCGUCCCUAACAAGACUGAGGAAAGAAUUGAAGCGGCCCUUUUUGGUGAGGCUGCCAAAGCAUUUGAGGAGGUUGCAGAGAAGAAGGACGAGGGGCACCGUGUCCCUAACAAGAUUGAGCAAAGAAUCGAGGAAAGAAUUGAAGCGGCCCUUUUUGGUGAGGCUGCCAAAGCAUUUGAGGAGGUUGCAGAGAGGAAGGAUGAGGGACAAGUUGUCCCUUGGGAGACUGAGGAAAGAAUUGAAGCGGCCCUUUUUGGUGAGGCUGCCAAAGCAUUUGAGGAGGUUGCAGAGAGGAAGGAUGAGGGACAAGUUGUCCCUUGGGAGACUGAGGAAAGAAUUGAAGCGGCCCUUUUUGGUGAGGCUGCCAAAGCAUUUGAGGAGGUUGCAGAGAAGAAGGACGAGGGGCAGUGUGCUCCUGACAAAAACAUUGGAAGUGAGGAGAUUGCGGCAGAGAAAGAGGAGAUUGCAGAGAAGAAGGACGAGGGACAUUGCGUCCCUAACAAGACUGAGGAAAGAAUUGAAGCGGCCCUUUUUGGUGAGGCUGCCAAAGCAUUUGAGGAGGUUGCAGAGAAGAAGGAAGAGGGGCACCGUGUCCCUAACAAGAUAGAGCAAAGAAUGGAAGCGGCCCUUUUUGGUGAGACUGCCAAAGCAUUUGUGGAGAUUGCAGAGAAGAAGGAUGAGGGACAAGUUGUCCCUUGUAAGACUGAAGAAAGAAUUGAAGCAGUUGAUUUUGAGGCCGCCAAAGCACUUGAGGAGGCUGCAGAGAAGAAGGACGAGGGGCACUGUGUCCCUAACAAGAUUGAGCAAAGAGUCGACGCGCCUGACAGCGAGGAUAAUGCCAAACCAUUUGCAGAGAAGAAGGACGAGGGGCAAAGUGCUCCUGACAAAAGCAUUAGAAGUGAGGAGAUUGCGGCAGUGAAAGAGGAGAUUGCAGAGAAGAAGGACGAGAGACAUUGCGUCCCUAACAAGACUGAAGGAAGAAUUGAUGCGCUUGACAGUGAAAAGACCGCCAAAUUGUCAGAGGAGGUUGCAGAGAAGAAUGAGGAGGAGAAUUUUGCGCCUGACAAAAGCAUUGGAAGUGAGGAAACUGCUGUAAAGAAAGAAGAGAUUGCGGAGAAGAAGGAUGAGGGGCAUGAUGUCCCUUGUAAGACUGACGAAAGAAUUGAAGCGGCCCUUUUUGGUGAGGCUGCCAAAGCAUUUAAGGAGGUUGCAGAGAAGAAGGACGAGGGGCAUUAUGUCCCUAACAAGACUGAGCAAAGAAUUGACGCGCCUGACAGCGAGGAGAUUGCCAAAUCAUCUGAGGAAGUUGCUGAGAAGAAGGAUGAAGGGCAAUUUGGCCCAGGAAAGCUGGAGAGCCAGCCAAAUCUUGAAGCAGAAGACAUUAUCGAGACCUUCUGUAUCGACUAUGGUUGCUCCCGCGAUCAUUUGCCUGAUCUCAGAGGAGCUGGGAGCCUCGAUGGAAACAAGGAAGAAGAAUUUAGAGGAGGUGCUGGUGGAUCAAAUGCCACCAAAAAGAAGAGAGAUAUUGGCGACUGUCUGGACAAGAUAGCCUCCCUUUUGAAAGACAAGAAGGUCGAAGAUGCCAAGGAAUUGGAGGCACAACAAACCACAUGGCAAUCGUUGCACAAAGCGCUUGAAGAAGGAGAGAUCCCCAGAGGAGAAAUAGCUAUUGUUAAGGAUGUUCAACAGCUUAGGCAAUUGCAAACUUUGGCUCACGACCUCAAGAUCAACAAGUCCCUGCUUCUUGUCGCAAAGAAAGUUGGCAAUGAUGACAUCCCGGAUACUUGCCACAGCUUGUUAUUGCCUUGGAUGGGUAAUCUUGCAAUGAUCGAUGCCGUGGUUGGGAACCUCAACAAGCAGAAACCCAAUUUGGAGCUUGAGAAAAUUCAGAACUGCAAAAUGGAAACUGCCAAGAGAGAUGACUUGGUUUCACUGCGUUUGACGGCACCAUGGAAAUAUAUCUCUGAGAAGAACAAGCAGAUCUUGCUUCAGAAGCCGGAGUUUUCUGCACGGCUACUCAAUGACAGCUUGAAAGAAGCAAGCAAGCAUGAGAUCAACAAGAUGAUGAACUGCUCUGGCAAGAAUGGUAUCUUUGUGACACGCUUGUCACAAGACAUCACUACAAAACCUGCUGCGCUUUGGGUUACAAAAUUGGAGGGAGAAAGUCAUGAAGAAUAUCUACAGAGAACCCUGCAGGAAGCAAAAGGAGCUCCUUUGACCUGGCGAAGAGGAGACGGCAACGAUCUUGGAUAUCAUUGCAGUGAAAAUGAUAUCACUGACAAAUCCUGGGCUCUGUGGGGCAUCCCUCCUUUGAAUGGCCCGGGAAUGGUCGAAGAUUGGCUUGGACAACAGGGCUGGACUUUAAAAACAAGACCCCAGCCACCGCGAGGGAAAGGAAGUCCUUGGAAAAUUUUUGGGCAAUGCAGCGAGAAACAGAGCGCCUACGCUUGCCAGGUUGAGAUUGAUGACCGCAUCAGGCGUUUGUCGAUUGUCCCAUGGAAGACAAGCCGCAAACCCAAAGAAGAAAUCUUUCAGGUCAGUGGGCCAAGAUGGUUUAGUAAGAAUUUUCAAUAUGAGAGGAUUGGUCCUACGCAAGUUUUGGAACCAACACAGAUUGAUGCCAACAUGGAAGAUGGCCAAACCGAAAUUGAAGACAAUCACAAGGUUAUCUCACCGCCGAAGAAGAAGGUCAAACCUUCGAAAUUGCGAGGGGGUGAACCUGGACCAGAAGGUUCGAAUCUUCGUACCCUUGAGCUUGGGGGUACGGGGGAUUGCGGUUGGCGCUCUAUUGCACAUCAGCUGGCUGCUAUCAAUUCCAAAUCCAGCAACUUGGCGGACAAUGUCAUUUCCAAAAUCGCGGUCCUGGGCAAAGCUUUACGGAGUCAAGCCUUAUUUCACUUGUGCGAAGUCGACCGCGAGUGGCAGAAGUUUUGGGCACCAGAUGAUGCAUGGACUCCAUUGACAGAAGACGGACCACCAGCAAAGGACAUCAAAAGCUUUGCGACAGAUGUCUUGCACCGCGACAACCGAUGGAUCUGUCACUAUUGCUUGAUGGCAGUCGCAGCAGUCAAAAGGAUCCGCAUCAUAGUCUGGCAAUAUAGAGGAGAUGAUCCUACACCAUGGACCAAGAUUGCGGUGAUUUCUCCGAAUGAGUACAAGAAAAGAUUUCCAAUAGUUCACCUUGCCAAAGACGGAGGCCACUACAUGCCACUGAUCUCCGACUCUAUGCAAAAGCCUGACUACAACCUCCUUGAGACUGGUUCUGCAUGGUCUGCAAAAGGAAUCCAGAACAGCAUCAAGACUGAGACCAAGCAAAUUUUUCGAGCCGGAGGAGAAGAAGAAGAAAUGGAUGGAAGAAGUACUCAUGAACCUUCCAUCACUGGAAAUGGCACCACGCAUGGACUCGAAGGUGGACAAAAUGGACCCAAAGGCCUUCAUUUGCGCACCCUUGAACUUGGAGGUACAGGAGAUUGCGGAUGGCGAUCCAUUGCCUUCCAGCUGGCCGUUCUCAAUUCAAAGCCUGGCACUUUGAACAAGAAUGUCAUGCCCAUGAUCACCAACUUGAGCAGAAUCCUCAGGAGCCAAGCACUUCAAUUUCUUUGUGAAAUGGAUCGAGAUUGGCAAGAGCAAUGGGUUCCUGACGAGACAUGGACUGUUUUGACAGAAGAUGGACAACCUGCCAAAGAUUUGCAUACUUUUACAACAGACACCUUGCACCGUCCUAAUAGGUGGAUUUGUCACUAUGGUUUGCAAGCUGUCGCUACGAUCAAGCAGGUGCAUUUGGUGAUUUGGCAAUUUAAUGAUGACAUUGAGGAGCCAUGGACUAGGAUCGCUACGAUCUCUCCGAAUGAUGAGGAGAAACACUAUCCAUAUGUUCAUCUUGCAAAGGAUGGAGGACACUACAUGCCUCUGAUCCCAGACACGAUCCAGAUCCCUGGCCAAGAGCUGCGACCAAAUGGCAGAACCUGGAAAUCCAAAGAAAUUCAGCGCAAUACGAGCAUCAGAGGUGGAGGAACCAGUGAUAAAUUUGAACCUGAUUUCAACGCUGUCUCUGGUUUCCAGGAGACCAUUGAUGAUCUCCUGAAGCCACCUGACCCCUGGACCACGCCAUCGAAAGCUGCUGGCACACCUUUAAGCCCCAAAACUGCAAAGACGUUUGACGCUAUGGAAUUUCUUCGAACUCCUAGGACUCCUGCAUCUCCUAUGAUUUCUUUGAAAGAGAUCGGAAAGAACAUUUGUGAGCACAAAGCCUUGAAGACUCACCAGUGGGAAUGCCCUUUCUGUCAAUAUCGAUGCGCUAUUACAGGUCCAUGCAAGAGAACACAAGAUAUCAGGACACAUCUUGACAAAUUCCAUGCCGUUGAGACCGCCAAGAUCAAGAAGAGAAACAUAGAAGAUGGAUCCUCAGCAACAGGUCGACACGGCCUUGGGAUGGCUAACUUGUUGAAGCCUAUCCCAUUCCGGAAGAUCUCAAAGAAAGAUGCCAAAAUUAUGUGCCCCUUUUGCGGUCUUGGCACUGAGGUACAGCCCAACAAUGCUGCGCUCAGGAGGAAAACUUUGAAGCAUCACUUGAAAAUUUGCGCCAAAGCUCCAAAAGGCUGCACACUGAAAAUCUUCCGUGCGGAAAGAAUGAAGAAAGAAGGAGGAGUUUGUUUUGGAGAUGACAAGCAGCACAGAAACAAGAUGAUCAAGGGAAUUUGGAAAAAGGCUGACAAUCGAGCCCAAGAGCUUGGACAUGUCCCCAUGAGAGCAAGUACAAGAGAGAUCCAGAAUCCUCCCUUCAGUCAAACUCUGGAAGAAGUUCUUCAAGAAGUUUGGCAAAGAAAACUCUUCCUCGACAUGGAGCUCAAUGCCAAGCAACAAGGAAAGAUCCAAAGAGCACUACAUGAAAGCGACAAACGAAAUGCGAUCCUGAAGGAGAGAAGAAAGAAGCAUGGCAACAAGAAGAUUUCCAAAAAGGAGCACAAAAGAUUGAGAAUUGAAGGUUUGAGAAGCAAAGCUAUCAAAGAAGCCAAGAGUCUUGGCCAUGCGAAGCUAUACAAGAGUUUGCAGCUCAACACCGAAGAGAAAGAACUCAUCGAGGAGAACAUCAAGGAGUACACCAAGCGAAAGAAGGAAGACAGUGAGGAGGAUGAGAAAGUGACGCGUCAGACCAAAAGUGAGGAUGAGGGGGCAUCUUUGACUUGCACAAAAUGUGGAACAGAGCAUCAGCUUGAGCCUGGCCAAUUUUUGGGCCUAAAACGACAAGGACUUGAGGAGGAAACAUUUUGCUGCGAAAUGUUUGGUAGGAACUGCAUUAUCGAUUCUUCAUCUGAGUCCGACUUUGAGAAUUUUGGGAAGUCUUCUUUCGAGGACAUGAACUGUUUGGCGACUGAGGGGGUUGGCAAACAGUUUUUACGUUGCGUUCCAAGCUACAUGGAGGAUUGGAUCCAGGAGGCCAAAGACAGCAACUUGGAAGAAUCCGACUUUGUACAGUGGCUUAAAGAUUUUGAGGAUGACAACCUGCACAUCCAUUUACAUAUCAAUGAGGACACUUGGCUCACCACAUCAGCGAUUGAAGACACGUUUGCAGAAGCGGAAGUUGCAGAAGGAGACAUCAGCAUUGAGGAGCUAUUGAGGCCUUGUGACAGUGAGGAUGGUGAGCAUAUUUCGAGGACAUCAGAUGUGGAAGAUGAGGAAGCGCAACCUUCCUUUGCCCUAACCUACGUCAAAAAAGAGGAGGAGAACAAUUUGAUGAAAGAUGAAGAACCUUUCCCUUGCGUGCAUGAGGAGAAGGAGGAUGUUGUCAUUUUCAAAAACAUGAAACAAAGUGAAGAGCCAGAGAAGAAGGAUGGGGGUCCUUUUGACCCCAGCAAGAAUGAGGAGGAAAUCGAAAAGAAGAGGGAUGACGAGUCAUUCACUUGCGUGCGUGAGGAGAAAGACAAUGUCGUCUUUGAUGAAAGCAUAAAACAAAGAGAGGAGCCAGAGCAGAAGGAGAAGGACAACAUUUUAUUUGAUGAAAGCAUGAAACAAAGAGAGGAGCCAGAGAAGAAGGACGGGGGUCCUUUUGAUCCCAGCAAGAAUGAGCAUAGUAUUGAAAAGAAGGAGAAAGAUAUUUUGAAGAGGGAUGAGGGAUCCUUCACCUGCGUGCGUGAGAAGGACAAAGCUGCCUUUGAUGAAAACAUGAAACAAAGAGAGGAGCCAGCGAAGAAGGACGGGGGUCCUUUUGACCCCAGCAAGAAUGAGCAGAAUAUUGAAAAGAAGGAAGAAAAGAAUUUGACGAGGGAUGAGGGAUCCUUCACUUGCGUGCGUGAGGAGAAGGACAAUGUUGUCUUUGACGAAAGCAUGAAACAAAGAGAGGAGCCAGAGAAGAAGGACGGGGGUCCUUUUGACCCCAGUAAGAAUCAACAGAAUAUUGAAAAGAAAGAAGGAAAGAAUUUGAAGAGGGAUAAGGAAUCCUUCACUUGCGUGCGUGAGAAGGACAAAGCUGUCCUUGAUGAAAGAACAAAACAAAGAGAUGAGCCAGCGAAGAAGGAGAAGGACAAGGUCGUCUUUGAUGAAAGCAUGAAACAAAGAGAGGAGCCAGAGAAGAAGGAUGGGGGUCCUUUUGACCCCAGUAAGAAUGAGCAGAAUAUCGAAAAGAAGGAAGAAAAGAUUUUGAAGAGGGAUGAGGGAUCCUUCACCUGCGAGCGUGAGGAGAAGAUUGAAGGAGACGAGGAAGCAGAGGGCAUCAUCGAAACCUUUUGCAACAUCCUUGGAACUCCUGGCCAGCAUUUGCAUGAGCUCAGAGGUGCAGGAAGUUCUAUUGAAGAGGACAAGAAGGAGGAAAUUAGAGGUGGAGCAGGUGGCUCUAACGCCACCAAAAAGAAGCGAGAUAUUGGAGAUUGUUUGGACAAGAUUGCAUCCAUGCUCAAAGACAAAGCAAGCGCUGAAGAAGCAAAAGAACUUGAGGAGCUCAUUAAGGAGGCCAAGGGACACCUUGGCAAUACGAAAGCGCAAGGUCAGAGUUUCUAUGGGAAGUCUCAAGCUGUGAGCAACUCUGAGGGAAAAGGAGGUGGCAAAGGGAAAUCAAAGUCAAAAGGGAAAUCUAAAAGUGAAGAUCUUCCCCGAUUUGAUCUUUCGAGAAGGAUGUUCAGCACCUUAGACAGCCUCAAACACUUGCGCAUGACCUCAAGAUCAAGAAAGUCGCUCCUGCUGGUUGCAAAACGUGUGGGCAAUGAAGACAUUCCGGAGACUUGUCAAAGCCUCCUCUUGCCUUGGUUGGGGAAUCUUGCUUUGAUCGAUGCUGUGGUUGGGAACCUCAACAAGCAGAAGCCCAACCUUGAGAAGGAGAAGAUACAUGAAUGCAAAAUGGUGACUGCAAAGCGUGAUGAUUUGGUGUCCUUGCGUUUGACUGCGCCCUGGAAAUACAUCAGUGAAAAGAACCAGCAGAUCUUAAAGCAGAAACCAGAGUACUCAGCGCAUCUGGUCUGUGACGACUUGAAAGAAGCCCGAACCAACAAAUGGGAAAGCUCAGACCCUUUGCUGACAGGAUACCUCUUGAUUGACAAGCGGGAGGAGGCCAAAGGAGCACCGCUGACCUGGAGACGUGGUGAUGGCAACGACCUUGGCUAUCACUGUAAGGAAGAGGACAUCACAGAUAAAUCCUGGGCAGUUUGGGGUGUUCCUGCAUUCAACGGCCCUGGCAUGGUUGAAGAGUGGCUUGGACAACAAGGAUGGACUUUGAAAACAAGGCCACAGCCACCCCGUAGCAGAGGCAGUCCCUGGAAAAUCUAUGGACUAUGCAAUGAAAAGCAGAGCGCUUAUGCAUAUCAAGUUGAGAUUGAUGGCCAGAUCAGACGCUUAUCGAUUGUGCCUUGGAAAAGCAGCCGCAAACUGAAGGAAGAAACUUUCCAAGUUAGUGGCCCACGAUGGUUUAGUGAGCACUUCCAGUAUGAGGAGGUUGGUCCUACGCAAGUCCUUGAACCUACUCAGAUUGACAUGGAGGAUGCAGCUGAUGAUGGAAACAAAAUUACCUCUCCGCCAAAGAAGAAAGUCAAGCCUUCAAAGCUCAGAGGUGGAGAACCUGGACCUGAAGGACUAAACUUGCGCACAUUGGAGGAUGGAGGAAAUGGCGACUGUGGAUGGCGUUCAAUUGCCUUUCAGCUUGCCGCUAUCAAUUCCAAAUCGAGCAACCUUGCUGACAGUGUCAUGUCCAAGAUUUCGAUCCUUGGCAAAGCUCUCAGAAGCCAAGCAUUAUUCCACCUUUGCGAAGUUGAUUUGGAAUGGAAGAAACAUUGGGUCCCAGAUGACGCUUGGAAUCAUCUCACAGAAGAUGGACCACCUGCACAGGACUUGGAAACCUUUGCGAAGGAUACCCUUCACCGUGACAACAGAUGGAUUUGCCACUAUGGCCUCAUGGCUGUCUCUGCUGUCAAGAAGGUCCAUCUUAUCAUGUGGCAAUACAAAGGUGAUGAAAAGGAACCAUGGUCAAAGAUUGCUGUGAUUUCUCCAAGCGACGAAAAGAAGCACCUUCCUAUCAUCCAUCUUGCAAAGGAUGGUGGACACUAUAUGCCUUUGAUUUCCGACACCAUGCAGAAGCCUGAUUACAGCCUCCUUGAGAACAGUGCUGCUUGGACCUCAAAGGGAAUUCAGAGCAAGUCCCCAGGAGAAAAGAAAGACAUUUUCAGAGCAGGUGGAAAAGAAGACAUUGACAAUGGCAACACAAGCAACAGAGGUGGAAUAGAUGGGCCCAAAGGCAUGCAUCUCCGCACUCUUGAUUUAGGCGGAGUUGGAGAUUGUGCUUUCAAUGCCAGGCAGGGAAAGCUCAUCAAUUGCGUUUUGCCAAAGAUUGAUUGCCUCGCCAAGAUCCUUAGAAGCCAAGCAAUGCACUUUCUUUGUGAAGUUGAUCAAGAUUGGAAAGAAAGCUGGGCGCCGGAGGAUACCUGGUCUUUCUUGACUGAAGAUGGACCUCCAGCUAUUGAUCUGCAUACCUUCAUGACGGAGACCUUGCACAGAGAAAACAGAUGGAUUUGCCGCUUUGGCCUCUUCGCUGCAGCAGAAAUCAAGAAGGUCAACCUGAUCAUUUGGCAAUACAACAACAAUGAUGAAGAACCAUGGACAAAAAUUGCUGUUUUUACGCCCAAGGAGACGAAACAAUUCCCGUGCAUCCACCUCGCGAAAGUUGGAAGCGACUAUAUGCCAUUGAUCUCUGACGAGAUUGUGAUCCCAGGCAAUGAGUUGCAGACUAAUGGACGCAACUGGAGACCCAAAAACUGGCAAAGGAGCAGUGAUUUUACUGCUGAUGUUAGAGGAGGUGGAAGCACUGCACAAUGUGACAAAAGCAACCGAAAUGAGAACAGACUCCAUGAUGAGAGCAUUGACGAUUUGCUUAAGCCACCGACUCCGUGGUCCACCCCUGAGAAGCAAGACGCCUGCUACACCUAUAUGAGCAAUGCCAAGAAGAUUGAGAACAGUGACUGCAACGACACUGACCUUCCCAAGGUUUGCCACUGGUCUUGCCCUUUCUGUCAGUUUCAGUGCUAUGCAGAAGAUUCUGGAAAGCGUUCACAAGUUAUCCGGUCCCACCUGGACAAGCUCCAUUCAAUUGAGACUAGAAAGGCCAAAGAGAACAUCAGAGAAGGAUCCUCCACUUCUGGGCGACAUGGUCUUGGCAUUGAAAAGUUGCUGAGACCAAUCCAGUUCCAGAAGAUCACCAAAGAGAAAGCAAGGAUCAUUUGUCCGUAUUGCAAACUUGGUGCAGAUACCAAUCCUGGCAAUGCUGCGCUUAGAAAGAAAACUUGGAAACAUCACUUGAAGUCAUGCACAAAAGCGCCAAAAGACUGCACCCUCAAGCUCUGGAAAAAGUUCAUCAAAAAGUUUGGCCAAAAGUUAUUUGAGGAUUUGGAGCUCAACAUGCAACAGCGAGAGAAGAUUCAAACUGCGAUCCAGAAAAGUGAUCAGAGGAAAUUGAGCUUGAAGAAAAGACAGAGAAGGCAGGGCUCCAAGAAAGUUUCCAAGAAGGAGCACAAAAGACUCAGGCUUGCUGGCUUGAGGAACAAAGCGUUGAAAAGUGCCAAAGAUUGCGGCCACGACCCUGUCAGAUUGGAUUUCCAACGGCUUUGGCAGUCUGGUGGCUGUUCCAACCUUAUCUGUAGGAAGUGCUGGAGAAUCAGCCAACAUACCAAGCAAUGGCGAAGCAAAUGCAUUGGUCACCACAGAGCAGCAAGAUCCAUCCUCCCAUCACGCGCUUGGUGGAAGAAUUGCAUUGAAAAGAUUGGCAGCGAGAAGCUCUUCAAGAUCAUGCAGUUGAAUAGCAGUGAGAAGAUGUGCGAUGAGUUUUGCAACAAGCGUGGCUAUGCGGCUAUUGCUCUUCAGGUUCAGAAUAUCCUCAUGGUUAACAGCUAUUGCCCCCCUAUGCCAGGGGAGAUCCACCAACAUGCGAUAGAGUUUGAGGAGCUCCUCAUUAAACUUGACUGGCAGGGACCCAUUUUACUUUGCGGCGAUUGGAAUCAGGAACCACAUGAAUGCCUUGUGGCAACCCUUGCCACAAUGUACGGAUGCUCCACUGCUGAUUCAUUGGAGACCUCUUCAAGGUGGCAAGGACACCGGCUCAUCGAUUUCUUUAUUUCGAACAUUUCCCAGCUUUGUUUUCGAGCGUUGGGGGCCCAGAUUUCUGACCACAAAAUCAUGGAAGCAACUGUGCAACUGGAGCUUGCCUCUUACAAUGUCCAGCGUUUCAAGAAGGGCUCCAACUUUGAGAAACCACUUUGGCUCACUGGGAAAGAUUGGACAUCACUCAUCCAACAAGCAUUCGACAUCGAGAAGGCCACCAAUUGGCAGAGAGCUUGUAAGUUGGCUGAUGAUGAUACUCCCAUCCAAAGUCAAAUUGAUGAUCAAGACCACAAACAAGAGAUAGUCGAUAUCACUUGGAGGCUUUUAAUGUCCAAAGCUUUGACCACCUUCCAGACCGCCUUCAAGCUUGCUAUCCUUUGUAUCCCUGACCAUUUCGAAAACACAUGGGAAAUUAAAAGAGUUGAGAAGUUGGCCAACAAAAUCCAAGCUACUCGACUUUCUGUUGAGAAGCACUCCUGGGAUCAGCAAUCUCCACAAUUCCGUACGUCCAUGGCGAGGAGGAAGCUUAGGAACAAGUUGAAUCUAGCUCAUGAACUCUCCAUUCUCCUGCGGAAAGGCAACAUCUCCCACCAGUCUUACAGCUUGAUGCGGAAGCUCUAUGGAAAACACAAUGACAACAUCGAUGACAUCAACCUUCAGAUGGUUUUGAAUGACAUGCAAACUUGGGAAACGCAAAUCAUGAAACUUGAAAACGAAGACAAAGAACUUGCGUGUAGGAGAUGGAGGAGGAAGAUUGUUGCUGACACUACGUACCGAGCAAACUGGAUCAACAAGAAGAAGAUCAGCUAUUAUCCUCAGGUUCAGCACCAGGGCAGAACUUCCACAUCGAAACCUACUGCGGUGGAACUCAUCAAAGAGUUUGACAUGAAUCUCAAGAACAAUGUCCUGAUGAAUGGUGAUCAAAGAAGACAAACAGUCCGAGAAAUAGCUCACCAUCUUCACAACUAUCGAGAUAGAGUCCAAGGCAGAGCUCCCAAUUUAAAUGACCUCCAACAUGCAAUUUCGAAAGCCAAAGGAGGUCCAGGCCUUGACCAAUGGAACCAUUUUGAGAUCAAGUUGCUUGCGAAGAUACCAGAGUUUUUGAAUGAAAUUGGCCAGAACUUCAAGCUUUGGGCAGACCUUGGCAUUACUCCUUCAAUUUUGGCGGAGGUCAAGGCCACUUACAUUCCGAAGGCUAGCAAGAUCCCAAAGGGUGCACAUAAAGGGCCUUAG